This is a messenger RNA of Aspergillus uvarum CBS 121591, 619 nucleotides long. RefSeq lists its product as uncharacterized. The record is from RefSeq and is a predicted model, not a curated record. The coding region runs from base 93 to 413 and encodes 106 amino acids. NCBI's taxonomy places the organism in Eukaryota, Fungi, Ascomycota, Eurotiomycetes, Eurotiales, Aspergillaceae. The transcript has a single exon.
CUAUACUCCUAGACGGUUAUACCACCGGCGGCCGGAUCGCAUCCUGUUUUCAGCCUUGAUCACACGGUCCUCUCCUGAAGAACGGAGCCUGAAUGAAGGCAGAGAUAGCCAUUCGAUCGAUCUUGCCGAAGCAUGCAAGCCUGGCCUUGUCUCCUUUCUUAUAUGCAUUUAUUGUAACAUUUAGCGUUCACGUCGGUCGCUGCCAUCCGUUCUGUCGCGCUCUCCCCUCUCCCCCUCCUUACUCUGCCUGCACUCCGGCGACCACCUCCAUCACCGACACUCUUCAUCAUCCUCUUCUUUUCUGUCGCCCUUCCUGUCUCUGUCACUUAGAGCUAAUUCCAGUGUCCUUGAAGGACCUUGCGUUAGCCUUGUCUUCGUGGAGAUCAGACCCAGUUCGCCGCCUCCCAGUGUAACCCCCCGACCGACUCACGACGGCCGCUAUUCUUCGUUCCUUUUUCUUUGCCGCCUACAAAUCAGUAGGCUGGUCUCUUUCCCUACCCAGCUUCCUUCGGUGGCCUCCAAUGACACCGUAGGACGCUCAAGAAGCAAUUAGGCCGCCCUGGGGCAGAGGCAUACUUCACCACCAUUGACUUGCUCUCGGCCAAAUUCCCUCUACCCA